Molecule: messenger RNA, 1683 nt
Organism: Pararge aegeria (speckled wood butterfly)
Lineage: Eukaryota; Metazoa; Arthropoda; Insecta; Lepidoptera; Nymphalidae
Gene: CCDC151
Product: coiled-coil domain-containing protein 150
Exons: 12
Coding region: 1-1683 (560 amino acids)
Biological process (GO): outer dynein arm assembly; cilium movement
Cellular component (GO): cilium
Source: RefSeq, a predicted model, not a curated record
AUGGCAAUGUGUUUUGAGAAACAUCCUUUUGAAAUUGAAUCAGAAGAUCGGCUUACGACUAUAAAUUCAAAAAUAUUUGAGAUUAAAAAGAAAAUACAGUUAUCAGAGGGUCAAAGAAAAUCACACUACGAAGAGAAUGAAGCCGAGAAGAAACAGAACAGCGAUCUCAUUGAUACCCUCAAGAAGGAAAUCCGUCUGAGACUCUAUGAACUUGCGCAAGCAAAGGAAAUCGUGGCAGACGAGGAAGCCCAGGUUAAGAAGUAUUUAAACGACGUGUGUUAUAUUGGUAACAAAAGUGCUGACCAGUUAAUACACAAUUUAGACUUGAAAGUGAUUGAACAGAGGAAGAUACUAGACUUACUGAAGUAUGAAAAAGGUAGUAAGAAGAAAAAGUUGCGUGAACUAGAAACGGAGUACGAGAAACUUCUAAUCGAAAGUACUAAAAGCGAUUUGGUUAAGUCUAAGAUAACAACCAGGGCUAGAAAGAAUGUAUCACACCUAGAAAAUGAAAUUCACAAAGUUCUCAUUCAGUGGACUGAAGCAGAACUAGUCAAGAAAAAGUAUUUUUCUAUCAGGCAAGCUCUCAUCGAAGACUCAGUAAAAUUUGAAAGUUCACUCUGCCGUAUUGAGGAGCUAUUGAAAAAACAAAAGGAAGAAAUUCAAAAACUAGAGGUAGUACGUGAAGAGGCAGCCGAAAUGCGCAUACGUGCAACAGCGGCCACUUCCGCGGAGGCUGCCAGGGCUCACGACGCUGAGCACGGGAGGGCGGCUGAAAGAGCCUACUUCGCGCAACGCUUCGAUGAACGGAAGCGUGAAUUGGAGAAACUGGAGAAGAGAAUAUUUCCGCCACCAGUCAGAGCUGUUCGACAAGAAUCAGCGAGAUCAACUGAAGGAGAGACGGUCGCUGAAGAUCAAUCAGCUGCCGUUCAGAUGGAAGAUAUCUUCCAAAGAUUGAUGAAACUAACCGGAGUAACAGAUCCCGAAGAAGUAUUCGACAGAUUUAGAUCCCAAAGGGAGACGUCCAAGCGGUUGAAUUAUUUACAACAGACGACAGAGGAAGAGAAGCUACAGUUGGAACAGACGCAGACUACUCUGAUGGCUGAGCUGGAGGGAUACAAAUUCGCAUCUGUUAGGGAUAAGGACGAGGGUCAAGACGAAAUACAGGAGUUGAAAGCAAAAAUAAAGGAAGAAGAAGAAAAGUAUAAGGAAUUAUUGAAGGAGUUCGAGAACCUGGAGACAUUCCUCUUGGAGAUCAAGAGAUUGGUGUACGACUUGUGCAAAAUGUUGGAUGUUGUAGGAGAACCAGCGAUGCCAGAAUGGACGGCUGAAGCUCGGGACAUUGGUGAAACCGUCUCGGUCCUAGCAGCGCGAUACAGUAAUGCCAGAAACCGCUGCAUAGAACUAGCUCCCAAACAGAAGGAUUACGCUGUCGUCGCUUCCAAUACAACAAGUGGAGCGCCCUCUGUGACCGGAGUGAGUGCUCGAAGCCCGAGCACAACGAAAGAAUCAGAGAAGGCCCUGCCAACUUACAAAGAACUCGUUACCAAAGAACCUGUAAAGGCUCCACCUUCUGACGAGGAAGAAGACAUCCCAUCCCGAUGUUAUCUGAAGCGUCAAGCUCAACUGAUCGUCGACACCAAGUGCAGGAGAAAAGGUUUCCGUACUCCAUACCCCAGGAAGUGA